This is a messenger RNA of Pteronotus mesoamericanus, 1014 nucleotides long. RefSeq names its product mucin 15, cell surface associated (gene MUC15). The record is from RefSeq and is a predicted model, not a curated record. The transcript has 3 exons. NCBI's taxonomy places the organism in Eukaryota, Metazoa, Chordata, Mammalia, Chiroptera, Mormoopidae. The coding region runs from base 19 to 1014 and encodes 331 amino acids.
GUACCAAAGAAAGCUACAAUGUUGACCUCAACCCAGACUCCGUUGAUUUCAACCUUGUUUAGUUUACUAUUAUUUGUAAGCCAUGGGAAAGAAAGUCUGGAAGUAAACACAACAGAAAACAUUUCAGAAAGCUUAAAAAAUAUAGCAAAAGAAUAUAUUCCUUGGAAAAGGGAAGCAGAUUUCAACCUAGGUGAAGAAAAUAGAGAAACCUUCAAUGACAAAGCAAGUAAUUCCUCUCUCAUGGAUCCAGCAGAUAAAAGUCAAGGAACAACAGAUUCUGUCGGUAAUUUGACCACAGACUUUUCCUGGAGUCCAAGAACCACGCCCCCAUUUUCUGAAAGCCCUCCCUUGAUCCACAGCGUUGUUUCUAAAUUGCCUCAGAACUCUUCAGUAACAGAUGAAAAUCCUCUGUCCCUCUCCGAGCCUCCCAAUACUACGUCUGCUUUACCCACCCCAAAGUUCCCUUGGACUUUGGCCAAUGACACCGUGGAAACUGACAACAGUUCCAUUGCAGUUAGCGUCCUCCCUUCAGCACCAAGCACCACAGCGGUGAAUCCCACGACAACAGAAUCCGGCCAAAGGCUUAACACUACCAGUGAUAGCAUGGCGGGGCUUACCCCCUAUCAAGAAAUGACUCUACAGCCCACCUUAAAAUUCACCAAUAAUUCAAAAAUCUUUCCAAAUACAUCAGAUCCCCAAGAAGAGAAUAGAAAUACAGGAGUAGUAUUUGGGGCCAUUUUAGGUGCUAUUUUGGGAGCUUCACUGCUUACUCUUGUUGGCUACUUAUUGUGUGGAAAAAGGAAGACAAAUUCAUUCUCCCACCGGCGACUUUAUGAUGAUAGAAACGAACCAGUUCUGCGAUUAGACAAUGCACCGGAACCUUAUGAUGUGAGUUUUGGGAAUGCUAGUUAUUACAACCAAACUGUGAAUGAUUCAUCCGUGCCAGCAGGUCAAGAAAAUGCACGCGAUGGCAUUCCUAUGGAUGACAUACCUCCCAUUCGUACCUCAGUAUAA